Molecule: messenger RNA, 2655 nt
Organism: Felis catus (domestic cat)
Lineage: Eukaryota; Metazoa; Chordata; Mammalia; Carnivora; Felidae
Gene: HNRNPLL
Product: heterogeneous nuclear ribonucleoprotein L like
Exons: 13
Coding region: 338-1972 (544 amino acids)
Biological process (GO): mRNA processing; regulation of RNA splicing
Cellular component (GO): nucleus
Molecular function (GO): mRNA binding
Source: RefSeq, a predicted model, not a curated record
GAGGGAAGACCGGAAGCCACAGUCGCGUCCCCAUCCUUAGAUUCGCUCCCCCGGGCUGGGAGCGAAGACGGAGGAGGAGGAGGAGGGAGAGGCUGAAUGUUGGCUCCGUAAUAAAGGGGAGCGGCCGCUCCGGAGCCUCCUCCCGGGGCGCCCCCUCAUCCCGCCCGAUCUCUGCACCCCCACUGGCUCCUGGGCGCCUGGCCCCCGCGGACGGCCCGGCAGCGCAGACCUUCGCUGAAGAGACGCGGCCAGUGGCGGGGACUGGCCGGCGGCGUCCGAGGCCCGCGCCCCGCCGCCACCCCCACCCGCUUGCCCGCCGGUCCCUCCGGCCGCCGCCAUGUCCUCCUCCUCAUCCUCUCCCAGGGAGGCGUACGAGGAGGACCGCGAGUACGAGAGCCAGGCCAAGCGCCUUAAGACCGAGGAGGGGGAGAUCGACUACUCUGCUGAGGAAGGCGAGAACCGCCGGGAAGCGACGCCCCGGGGCGGGGGCGAUGGCGGCGGCGGCGGCAGCGGCCGGAGCUUCUCACAGCCGGAGGCAGGUGGAAGUCAUCAUAAAGUUUCUGUUUCACCUGUUGUCCAUGUUCGAGGACUCUGUGAAUCUGUGGUGGAAGCAGACCUUGUGGAGGCCCUGGAGAAAUUUGGGACAAUAUGCUAUGUUAUGAUGAUGCCAUUUAAACGGCAGGCUCUAGUGGAAUUUGAAAACAUAGAUAGUGCCAAAGAAUGUGUGACCUUUGCUGCGGAUGAACCUGUGUACAUUGCUGGUCAACAGGCUUUUUUCAACUAUUCUACGAGCAAAAGGAUCACUCGGCCAGGAAAUACCGAUGAUCCAUCAGGAGGCAACAAAGUUCUUCUGCUAUCAAUUCAGAAUCCUCUUUAUCCAAUUACAGUGGAUGUUUUAUAUACAGUAUGCAACCCUGUUGGAAAAGUACAACGUAUUGUUAUAUUCAAGAGAAAUGGGAUACAAGCAAUGGUUGAGUUUGAAUCAGUCCUUUGUGCCCAGAAAGCUAAAGCAGCACUCAAUGGAGCAGAUAUAUAUGCUGGAUGUUGCACACUAAAAAUCGAAUAUGCAAGGCCAACUCGUCUAAAUGUUAUUAGGAAUGACAAUGACAGUUGGGACUACACUAAACCAUAUUUGGGAAGACGAGAUAGAGGAAAGGGUCGCCAGAGACAAGCCAUUUUGGGAGAACACCCUUCUUCGUUUAGACAUGAUGGCUAUGGCUCCCAUGGUCCAUUAUUGCCUUUACCAAGUCGUUACAGAAUGGGCUCUCGAGAUACACCUGAGCUUGUGGCGUAUCCGUUACCACAGGCUUCUUCCUCUUACAUGCAUGGAGGAAAUCCGUCUGGUUCAGUUGUAAUGGUUAGUGGAUUACAUCAGCUAAAAAUGAAUUGUUCAAGAGUGUUCAACCUAUUCUGCUUAUAUGGAAAUAUUGAAAAGGUAAAGUUUAUGAAGACCAUUCCUGGUACAGCACUGGUAGAAAUGGGUGAUGAGUAUGCUGUAGAAAGAGCUGUCACACACCUUAACAAUGUCAAAUUAUUUGGGAAAAGACUUAAUGUUUGUGUGUCUAAACAACAUUCAGUUGUUCCAAGUCAAAUAUUUGAGCUGGAGGAUGGUACAAGUAGCUACAAAGAUUUUGCAAUGAGCAAAAAUAAUCGCUUCACAAGUGCUGGUCAAGCAUCUAAGAAUAUAAUUCAGCCGCCCUCGUGCGUGCUGCAUUAUUAUAAUGUUCCAUUGUGUGUCACAGAGGAGACCUUCACCAAGUUAUGUAAUGACCAUGAAGUUCUUACAUUCAUCAAAUAUAAAGUGUUUGAUGCAAAACCUUCUGCCAAAACACUUUCUGGGCUGUUAGAAUGGGAAUGCAAAACUGAUGCAGUGGAAGCCCUUACCGCACUUAAUCACUACCAGAUAAGAGUUCCAAAUGGUUCCAAUCCCUACACAUUGAAGCUUUGCUUUUCUACAUCAUCCCAUUUAUAAGAAGAGAAGAGCAUGUUAGAAUUUAUGUUCACCUUUAUUACAGUUUUAAAGCUACACUUCAUUAAAAAAAAUCUAAGAUUGUUGAUCUAAUGUUGCCUUGCUUCCUUUGAUUUAAGAUCCUGUUCUGUAAUAAACAAAUAUUUUGCCUUGAGUAAAUUUGUUGUAAAGUUAAAUAUUGAAUUGUUUUCAUUUUAAAAUAGAAUAUCAUAAUGUAGACUAUCUACAGCUUCCUUGUAGAUUACUCAAAUAUAUGAUUUCUAAUCUUAUUAUUUUUCUUCCACAGUGAAAAUAUAUUUGCAUUCUUAAUGCUAACUAUCUGCAAGUAUUUUUCCAUUGUGUAUGAGAUUAAUGCAGGUGAAAGUAUUGCAUUUUAAUAUAGAAUUCCUAUUAUAUGUUUAGAUGUUUACGUAUGUUGCAGUUAUUCAUAUUAAACAUAACUUGUAUUUAUUAAGUAUUUUAAUCAAGUUUGAGAAUAACAUUGCACAUAAUGAAUUUUAAGUACUAAAGAUUUAGCUGAUUUUAUAUUUCUGAAAGGCUAACAGACAUGGGUACACUUGUACAGUAUGCACUCAAACUUAUUUAAAUUGGUGUAAUUUUUUUUUUUUUUAAGUCAUUGUCCAUUUGUAUUGACAUGCCUCUGUUUCUAGUUCCAGUUUGGAGAUUUUAUAAAGUUACAACAAUGA